GACAACGCGUGUGCAGCGCUGUCGUUGUAUAUUCAUUCGCGACCGUACCGCCGUCAUGUGCAGCAGGGCCGCCAUCACCACGUCCGCGGACGAUCAGCUGCAGCAGGGUUCGGAAUCCGGCGCCGCUGCCGCAGCCGCCGACUCGUCGCAGCAAGCAAACCUCAACCGGUACCGGUUGCACCUCUACAAUUACGCGCUGCAGGCCGAACGGCUGCGGCUGUCGGGCGGAUGGGGCGCCGUGUGCCCCGUCUAUCCGGCAGCGGCCGCGGCCAUCUACCAGCCACGGUUUCCCGUUGCGUUGUUCCAUCCCAACGGCGGUGGCGGCGUGGCCGGUGGACUGCAGACGGCCGACGAGCCCAAGCCGCAGCACAGCUACAUCGGACUGAUCGCCAUGGCCAUACUCGGGUCGGCCGAGGGCAAGCUCGUGCUGUCCGACAUCUAUCAGUACAUACUGGACAACUACCCGUACUUCCGGACCCGGGGUCCGGGCUGGCGCAACUCGAUACGGCACAACCUGUCGCUCAACGACUGUUUCGUCAAGGCCGGCCGGUCGGCCAACGGCAAGGGCCACUACUGGGCCAUACACCCGGCCAACGUGGACGACUUUAAGAAGGGCGAUUUCAGGCGCCGGAAGGCCCAACGCAAGGUUCGCCGGCACAUGGGCCUGGCUGUGGACGACGACGGCAACGACUCGCCCAGUCCGCCGCCGCCUCCACCACCACCACCGCCGCCGCAGACCAUGCAGCAACAGCACCACCAUCACCUGCACCAUCAUGUGCAGCAGCAUCACCACCAGCAGUCGCAACAUCUGCACCACCAGCAGCAGCAGAGGUCACCGCCGGCCUUGUGGCAGUCGUCCGCGGCUGGUCACCCACAUCACCCGUUCUACUUCCAACCGGUCGUCCCGCAGCCCACGGCCGUUCUGCAGCAGCAUCAGCAGCACUUGCAGCAACAGUCCGCGGCGCUCUUGGUGCCGGCCAGGGCACAGAAACGACAGUUCGACGUCGCGUCGCUGCUGGCGCCAGACCCGCCGAAACGGAUGUUGCAGCAGUUGCACCGGAACGAUCCGAUGAUGGCGUUGGCCGCGACCGCCGGCGCCGGCAGUAGCGACGACGACGACGAGACGAUGACGUGCGGCGGCCGAAACGGCGGCGGUGGCGUCUGGGAACCGGCGGGCCUGCUGCAGCGGUACUACGAGCAGCAGCUGCAGGCCGCGCACCGGUUGCACGCGUUCCGCCAGUCGUUGGGCCUGCAGAGGAUGAUCGGAGGUGGCCCGUGGCCGACCGUCAUCGUUCAGGACCGCAACCAGACGCCCACGCCGCCCUCGCUGCAGCCGUACGCCGAGGCCACCACCCCGACGCCCGAAGACACCGUCUGCAAAACCGAACUAGUCGACUGAGGUAAACGCUACCGUUUUCCGAUUUUUUUUAUUUUAAUAAUAUUAUAUUUUAUAUUGUAUACUAAAUAUACCUCUACGCCUUUACGGACUUGCCCGCGUCGACGUCAUCGAGUGCGAUGCAACGAUUUACAAUUUCAUUUUAAUAUAAAGUCACACUGCACCCGAUUUCGCGAAAACCCAACCUAAUUUACUGUCUGUCGUAUGUUCCUGAUAAUGUGUACCAAACCAUCAUAUUUUAUUACUAAUAUCAGCUUAUAUUUUAUGUAGGUAAUCUAUAUAAGGUAUUCGCAUAUAGUUCUAACUAGUUUCUGGUUAAAGUCGCUCUUAAAAAUCAUCAACAAUAUACUUAGGCUCAAUUUCAAUGAAAAAACUUGGGAUGCCGAAGCAUCCGAUUUUCUUAAAGUUAGUUCGCUCAAAUGGCGUAAAUUAUAAAGGUGCUACUUUCAAAAUUGAGGGGGAUACAAUAACCUCCCCCCCUCCCCCAAGUUGCGCCUACACGACAGUGAUAAGUUCGGAAUCUUCUUCCAUCUUCGCCCACGCGUCUCUUUUUACAUGAUAUUACAUAUUUAUAUUAUGUAUAUUAUGAAAAUUGAAAAGUAUAGACUGUUACGCUUAAUUUUUUCCAACCAAUAGUCAUACCUACCUAUUUUUUUUAUGCAACCCGUAUAAUAUUCACCGAAUCAAAUUUUAUUCGUGGCGAUCAUUUUACUUGGUCAGUUAUUACUUCUCUCCCCGUGAUAAUGAUAUAUCGUAUUAUAAUUAUAUUAUAUUAUUAUGUAAGUGCAUUUAUAGAUAGCAUAGAUACAAAACGCCUAUUAUAUAAUUUAAUAGUGACAAUAAGUCGCGAUGAGGUGUAGUAUACAGGGCGAUGUGGUUUGGGGGAGUGUAACGUAAUUUUGAACAAAAUAUUAAUUGUCCGUUUUGGAGACUACCAUAUUUUAUACUGUUUGGGCCACUGAAAUUAUUUUUACCUACGUCAGCGAAUAUGCCAUGCCAAUACACGUAUAUUGCAGUCAACAGUGAAUGCAAUUUAAUUUUUUUAAUUUUUGACUGUACAUUAUUAAAUUACAACAGUACUAUUAAACAGUAUAUCUUAUUAAAACUAUAUAGAAUCCAUCGUUAAUUUUGUGUUAUUUAUAUUACAUGGGAUUUUAUUUUAUUUUUUAAUUGAAACUGUUCAUUACGACUUUAUACAUUGUACAAUUUAAAUUAAUUUAUCUAUAAAUUCAUAAUUAUUCGUCUAAACGGUAUACGCCCAUAAUCUGUACCUAUACUCAUAAGAAAACCACCGCGAUGCGCAGAAACAUAAUAUAAUUGUCCGACUAUUAUAUAGGUACCUAUAUAUAUAUAUAUAUAUUAAAUAUUAUGUUUAACCCUUUUGGGAAAAGUUAUUAUUUAUAUUGUGUUAUAAACGAUGUUUAGAUUAUCGAUAAUAUAUAGAGCAAUGUUUUUGAAUCGCAAUAAAUAAAUUAGGUGAACAUAAAAAUAUUUUUUUUUCUUGUUCUUGUAAAUCAUGUAUAAAGUUAUAAAAUAUUGUAAAAAACGAAUAAAUCAUCGUCUGUAAAAUUGAUUGAUACGUAUUAUACUAUGUCAUAUCUA
This is a messenger RNA of Myzus persicae (green peach aphid), 2998 nucleotides long. Its product is annotated as forkhead box protein D1-like. The record is from RefSeq and is a predicted model, not a curated record. Gene Ontology annotation, molecular function: RNA polymerase II cis-regulatory region sequence-specific DNA binding; DNA-binding transcription factor activity, RNA polymerase II-specific. Bases 56 to 1399 code for a protein of 447 amino acids. NCBI's taxonomy places the organism in Eukaryota, Metazoa, Arthropoda, Insecta, Hemiptera, Aphididae. The transcript has a single exon. Gene Ontology annotation, biological process: anatomical structure morphogenesis; regulation of transcription by RNA polymerase II; cell differentiation.